AUGUCCUCCACCAAGUACCCGUGGGACUCCCACCAGAGCGCCGUCAUAAACUCAGUCGAGCUCACCGGUCCCCAACUAUACACCACAGGUGUGACGCACUACCGCCACAUCCUUCAAACGCAACGAACCUACCCGAGAAUCUGCACAGACUUCGUCAAGGAAUAUCGAGACAGAGCUGAAGCGCCCUCAGACACCAUCUUAGACCUCGAUACCUCUCAAUCCACGCGCUCCAGUCCACUCGAUCGAUCCAUAAACUACACCACGCGCCCCGCACCCGCAGCACGCUCAGAGUACCAUAGUGACAUCUACCAUGCCACAACUACCAGCAGUGCAGUGUGCCUGGCAAUAGUACGCAUCGCGGAGAAGAAUUUACCGUUUAUCGACUUCACCUCUGCUGCCAACCAUCUACCCAAUCUCUCACCCUCCGAUCCGCUGCCCUCGUUACCGGUAGGCAUUUUCACCGGCGAUCUACCUUCCUCCCACCUGCCAACCUCGACCAGGAUUUCCAUCGCCUUCCUCCCCGAAUUCUACUCUGACAACCGUCACGCGCUAGGCUACUACGUCCUGCUUUCCGCCAUAGCAGAUACCCAGAAAGAACGUGUCACGGCAGCUGUGUUUACGCCGUGUACGAUUGCUGAUCUGGAAGACUGGGACAUGGUUUUAUACGAAAAGGGCAGGCAAGCUGAAGGUAUUCACCAUAUGGAUGUGGUCGGGGUGCGGGGUGGUAGGUGGGUGACGCCAGAUUGUGGGCAGUAUUGGGGUUCGUGGAGCUGGGUGUGGUGGGUUUUGGAAAGGUGGGAGAAGAAGAUUGCUAAGACUUUGGAGAGGAUUGUGGGAGGGGUAUAA
Messenger RNA from Plenodomus lingam JN3, 846 nucleotides. RefSeq lists its product as uncharacterized. The record is from RefSeq and is a predicted model, not a curated record. NCBI's taxonomy places the organism in Eukaryota, Fungi, Ascomycota, Dothideomycetes, Pleosporales, Leptosphaeriaceae.